AUGCUUUACAAGACUUUUGUGCCACUCCUUUUGCUGUCAGCUUACACGAAAGCCGAGGAAACCACCACCUCACAAAUCACCGUCACCGUGACGGAGACUUUGCUAUCGCCAUCUGAGAGCUCUGCUCUGUCGUUGUCGUCCGCCUCUGCUGCUUCUGCAUCCGCGGCAUCAGUUGCCAGUGCGUCCUCAGCCUCUGCUGCCUCUGCUGCUUCUGCUGCUUCUGCUGCCUCCGUCGCCGCUGCUUAUGCUGCUUCCGUUUCUGAGGCCUCUGAAGCCUCUGCUUCCGCCGCUUAUGCAGCCUCCCUUGCUGCUGAGUCUUCUGCUUCGUUGGAGAAGGCCAAAGGUCUGUUGGCCAUCGCCUCUGCUGCUACUGUGAGCUCCUCCCAUGAAGUUUCUCGAAGCUCCGCUCAAUCCAGCAGAAAGUCGACAAUGCCAUCGUCGACUUUGAGAACGUCAUAUGUGAGAUCCGCAGCACCAUCCUCUUCAAGGGCUCCAAUAAGAUCCUCUGUGGCUCCUUCGUCCGCUCGCAGUUCCGCGGUCAAGUCUUCGGGCGUCAGCUCCUCCCUCUUGAGCUCCAGCUCAAAGACAGCCAAGUCCAGCUCCAGCUCUACUUCAGUCUCCACCCAUGAUGACGAAGGAACUUCCACUGUUGCUUCCUCCUCUUCUUCCAGCGCUCAAGCUAACGGAGUGGCUCCAAUAAGUGGUCUCAGCUUCGGCGUGGCCGGAAUUGUUUUGGCUGCUCUGAUCUAG
Ogataea haglerorum is the source of this 750-nucleotide messenger RNA. RefSeq lists its product as uncharacterized. The transcript has a single exon. The record is from RefSeq and is a predicted model, not a curated record. Lineage: Eukaryota; Fungi; Ascomycota; Pichiomycetes; Pichiales; Pichiaceae. Bases 1 to 750 code for a protein of 249 amino acids.